Messenger RNA from Cornus florida, 912 nucleotides. RefSeq names its product aquaporin PIP2-3-like. Lineage: Eukaryota; Viridiplantae; Streptophyta; Magnoliopsida; Cornales; Cornaceae. The record is from RefSeq and is a predicted model, not a curated record. Gene Ontology annotation, molecular function: water channel activity. Gene Ontology annotation, cellular component: plasma membrane. The transcript has 4 exons. Gene Ontology annotation, biological process: transmembrane transport. Bases 1 to 846 code for a protein of 281 amino acids.
AUGGACAACGACAAUGAGGGGGCCGGCGAGUUGCCAAUGAAGGACUACCAAGACCCACCACCGGCACCGUUCAUUGACGCAGAGGAACUGACCAAGUGGUCGUUGUAUAGGGCCGUCAUUGCCGAGUUUGUGGCCACCCUCUUGUUCCUCUACAUUACUGUUCUAACUAUUAUCGGCAACAAUGCCAACGCCUCUCAAUGUGGUGGCGUUGGCAUUCUCGGCAUCGCUUGGACUUUCGGUGGCAUGAUCUUUGUGCUCGUAUACUGCACUGCCGGUAUCUCUGGAGGGCAUAUUAAUCCGGCGGUGACAUUCGGGAUGCUCCUGGCUCGGAAGGUGUCAGUGGUCCGGGCAGUGAUGUACAUGGUGGCUCAGUGUUUGGGGGCCAUAUGUGGUUGUGCGUUGGUGAGGGCAUUUCAUGAGGCUAACUACGUCCGGUAUGGUGGUGGAGCCAACGAAAUGAGUUAUGGUUACACCACAGGCACUGGUUUGGCAGCUGAGAUCGUAGGCACAUUCAUCCUAGUUUACACAGUCUUCUCUGCCACUGACCCUAAGAGGAGUGCACGAGAUUCCCAUGUUCCUGUUCUGGCACCACUUCCAAUUGGAUUUGCUGUGUUCAUGGUUCAUUUGGCCACAAUACCGAUCACCGGCACAGGUAUCAACCCAGCUCGAAGCUUCGGAGCUACUGUGAUGGAUGGCACCGAAAAAGCCUGGCAUGAUCAAUGGAUUUUCUGGGUUGGACCAUUUAAGGGCGCGGCCAUCGCGGCAUUCUAUCACGAGUACGUUUUGAGAGCAGCAGCACUUAAAGCUAUGAGAUCCUUUCGGAGCAGUGGGAGGACUACAAAUUAAUGUGUAUGAAGGAGGGGUUUCACCAUUGUGGGUUUUGGCACUUGUUUUUGUUUCACUAUAUUUUGU